Phytophthora nicotianae INRA-310 is the source of this 1933-nucleotide messenger RNA. RefSeq lists its product as hypothetical. The record is from RefSeq and is a predicted model, not a curated record. The transcript has 2 exons. Lineage: Eukaryota; Oomycota; Peronosporomycetes; Peronosporales; Peronosporaceae. The coding region runs from base 1 to 1752 and encodes 583 amino acids.
AUGCGUCUGUACGGCCUUAUUUUGUUGGGGGCUGCCGUCCUACUUGCUAAAGUCAGCGCAAACUCAGAUGCUCAAGCCGCAACAAGCUUCGCUACUGCUGAGCACAGCGUCUCCACCAACAGGUUUUUAAGAGUCAGCGAAAUUUCCGAAGUGGGCAACGAAGAGAGGGUGAUUAGCACGAAAAUUAUCCCCGGGGCUGAUUUGGUCUCCAACUUUGUGCUUAAACAAUGGCUCGCGGUGUUGCUGAAGACAAAUACGAACACGGAUAAUGUGUAUGCAAUGUUAAAACUGAACGCGGCAGACGACAAUAUUUUCCAGAAUUCCAGAUUCCUAGCCUGGGCCACGUACGUGGAGAAGUACAACGCUCAACACCCUGGUCAGCCUUCGUCGAUGCUCCCGAAGUUGACGAAAAAAUACGGAAAUGAACGCUUAGGUACGAUCCUCGAUGCGGCAAAGCAUGUCGAGAGCACCAAAAAUUUGGCCACAAACUUGCAAACUGAGCAAAUGAAGGUCUGGAAGGGCGCGAAACUCAGCACAGAUGAUCUCUUCAGCAUGUACAAGCUCCAAGGUGGGGCGCCGGACCUACUAGCCAGUCCUGGAUUGCAAGAGUUCAAUCCUGGGCCGAAAACGACGUUGUUCGAGAAACUCCACGCGAGCUACUCAGAUUUCGCACUGUCUCAGCUACUGAUAGCAGCGAAGAAUGCCCCGACAACGGAGAAGUUGGCUACAAGUCUGCAAAAGGAACAACUUCAGGUGUGGUUGAAAAGUGGGAAAUCCCCGCAAGCUGUCUUCAAGGCCUUGGCACUCGACAACGAAGCGGAUAAUCUGUUUGCAAGUCCACAAUUCAAGAUAUGGCUGGAUUAUUCGCUUGAUUUCAAGAAAGCGAACCCUCGUGCAAAUACGGUGCCCGUUAUUGAUACGCUUACGGCUCACUACCGGGACGGCAAUUUGUUACGAAUUAUCAAAGAAGCAAAGGAGGUCUCGGCCACAAGAGGCUGGGCCACGUACUACGAACGGGCUUUGGUUGCGAAAUGGUUGAAAAACGAGAAAACUCCGGCUUCCAUCUCGCGCUUACUUGGCAGACAAGUAACCCCCGACGACGCCUUCACCUUGCUCAAGGUUGAUAUGGGAACGGAUAACAUUUUUGCAAGGCGAGAAUUUAAUGCCUGGGUCUCGUACACCAACGUGUUCAGGAGAGAGAACCCGGACAUAGCGUCGAAGCCAGUUAUCGAAACACUCCUGGCUCAUUACGGCGACCGAGCGUUGUCACGAAUGAUCGAAAUAGCUAAGAAGACCUCAACCACGAAGGUCAGUGCUGCGUACUUCGAGAAAGCUCUGUUCUCUAAGUGGGUGGAAGACGGGAAAACCUCAGCAUACAUCUCGAAAAUAUUGGACAGAAGUGUAACUCCAGAUGAUGCCUUCACGUUGCUCGCGCUCGAUAAGGCAGGGGGUAACAUUUUGUCGCGGCAAGAGUACAGUACGUGGCUCACGUACGCAAACAUGUACAAGAGAGAGAAUCCGAACAUACCGACCAAAUCAGUUAUCACACUGUCACAAGUGAUCAAAAACGUAAAGAAAACCGCGGUUACGAAGACCAAGCCCACGUACUACGAAAACGCUCUACUGGAUAAAUGGGCAGCAAGCGGAAAAGCACCGGCCUAUGUCGUGAACAUGCUAGGAACAUCGAAAGCCGACCAGAAGAGGUUGAUGAGCAAAUAUCUUGAGAAGAUCAAAUCCACAGCUUCUGAUUAAUACAAGUACUAUUUUGGAACAAGGAUGGCGAGGUCAAAGCCACACAAGCCUCUUCGGAGUUGAUCACAGAAUAUUGCACAAACGAUCGCUUGUUAUUGCAUCUCCGAAUUUAGCUUCUUAUGCCGAUCGUUUGCUCCACAAUACAACUAGAAUAAGCAAUAGACGAGUACCCAAUUAUGCC